UAAAAUAAUUCAUCUGAGCAUCAAAGUGUGUGGUAGUGGGCCUGGCUGAGUGCUACAUGAUGGGAUGCUUCUGGUCAGGAUGGGAGAGGAUCUCCUCCUCAGUGCAUGACAUAUCACACUUGCCUUUUUUGAUGCCUCCAUCUUCAAUCUGAUGGCAUCAUUUUGCAAUAAACUUAUAAUAAAGCAAGUGAAAACUAUCAAUCCAGACAGUCAUCCAACAAGGACAGAAUUUGAAACAAUUCACCCACACUAAACCCAUUACUUAUUUAAUGAAUUGGCUUGAACUCUAUAGCCUGGCACAGGCAGACGCAUCCCACGUGUCUACCUGAGGCUGUCCUUCCGUUUUAUGGAGGCCUUGCAUAGUCGCCUGACGACUGGGGAGCAGUCCGGAGGUCAAGAGCAUUCUCAACCAGAGUCUCCUCACAGAGGUCCUCAGCCCAAGUCUCCCUCCCAGCACUGUCAGCAACAGCAAGCUGGCUCCCAGAAGACCCAUGACACAUCACAGCAAUCCAAACAGUCUAGAAGACAACAUCCUGAACGCAAACGUCUCAGGCACCAGCGGCAGAGUAUUGAAACAGAUACAGCGCUGGAAGGUAAACAUGCUGAUGCACCAACAACCACAAAAACAACCAGGGUACCUUGUUUGUCUCCAGGAGCCCCAGCUUCCUCAGCUGUUGGUUCCACCCAGACUAACCAAGAAACCCAGGAGGGCACCCCAAAACAGAAACGAGAGCGCAAGCCUCAGAGGCCUGGCAAAUAUGUUUGCACUUACUGCGGACGUGCUUGUGCAAAGCCCAGUGUCCUUCAGAAACAUAUCCGCUCCCACACUGGAGAACGUCCUUAUCCUUGCGCCCCAUGCGGCUUCUCAUUUAAGACCAAGAGUAACUUGUACAAACACCGCAAAUCACAUACCCACAGGGUGAAGGCAGGUUUGGUGUUUGGGGAGCCAAGAUCAUUAGAGGAACAUGUCACAGAGUCAGAGGAUGAAACCAGACAGUUAUCAUCAGCAUCUUCCAAUAUGGAAAGACAAAGCAGUGUAGCCUCCCUCAAGAGCCAUGACACAGACAGGCCCAAAGAUCACUCUGGAGGGAUGGAUGACUCCUAUGCAGUAAAAAAGAGACUGGCCAUGCGUCUAAGCAGAGGGAAGCAUGGUCCUCUUGACUCAUCUGAUGAAAAGACAUCAUCAUUAAUUCUAGGGAGUAGGGGCAGCACAGAAUCUGGUUAUUUCUCCCGCUCUGAAAGUACUGAGCAGUCACAGGACAGCCCACCAAACACAAGUGCCAAAAGCUAUGCAGAGAUCAUCCUCGGAAAAUAUGGGCGCCUUGGACAACUGCAGAGGAUGUCUCGUCACCAUAACCAGCAGCCCUCGGGUCAGGAGGAGAAAAAUAUCCCAUUCUCAGUGCCCAAGAAACAGGUCAUUGACCAUAUCACAAAGCUUAUCACGAUCAAUGAGGCAGUAGUGGACACCAGUAAGAUUGACAGUGUGAAGCCACGGAGAUUCUCCCUCUCUAGAAAGAGUAGUACAGAGUCUCAGAAGGGUUCAUCUAUGAAAGAACCUGUUAUACACAGUCCCAAAGCAGGGGACUUGGGCUAUAAAAACAGCGGUUCCAUCACUAUGGGGGUUCCAUGUGAAAAAUUUCAUCAUCAGUCUCUAAAUGUGGAACCACUGGCUGGCCAAACAUCUAUUGCCCCUUUGCUGAGAAGUCACUCUAUGCCAUCUGCUGCUAGUUCAAUAGAUGCCUCCAGUGGCAGCUCCAAUAAAUUCCGCUUAAGUCAAUCAUUUGAUGAACGGCAGUCUUCCCGUCGCUAUGGGAUGCUAAGACGUCAGCCAGCAAUUGAAAUACCACUUGCUGGUGAACUUCCUAAAGAGGAACAUCAGAGUUCACACUCAUUUUACCAUGACAGCAUAACCACCGUGCCUGACCACAAGCAAAGCAAACCAGAGCCAUAUGAGUGUGAGGCAUGUGGCACUGGAUGCAAAGAUUGGGAAGGUUAUAAGACACACAAGCAAAGCUCAUGUUUAGCACAUCAUCCUGUCAAUGCAAGUGAGGUAGCAAUUAGCCAAAUGGACCGCCCGCAAUUAAUUAACCAUCCAGUCAGACCAGGACCUUCAGCAAUGCGCAAGAGAAGGAAAGAGGAGAGUUUUGAAUUUGAUGACUCUUCCUCUCUUGUUGCAUCUUCUUCACCAUCUCUUGCCUUCUCAUCAGGACAGUGUAUAGAGGAAAGCAAAGUAGCUUAUGAGGGGCCCAGACGACCUACGCUGCAAACUUGUUCAGUUAUUCAACAUACUAGUUCGUUUGAAAAACAGGAGACUUUGUGCACUGAGAAUCAAGGCACUGAGGCAGGAAAAGGCUCUCCACCUCAUGAGGAAUAUAAGUCAGCACCUCAAAAACAACCUCAGCAGCAGUCAUCAAAGCCAACACCCCGAAAGCUUGUCCGCCAACACAACGUACUGGUUCCAGAAAUACUGGUGACAGAGGAUUCAAACAUGAAUGCCGAGUCCUUGACAGAGCUAACCUCCACAUCAAAACAAUCAGAGAAACUUGACGAAUUUCAGUGGCCACAGAGAAGUCCUUCUCUGGCCCAGCUCCCCAUUGAAAAGCUUCCUCCUAAGAAAAAGCGCUUACGCUUAGCUGAGGCAGCCCAGUCCUCCGGGGAGUCCAGCUUUGAAUCUAUAUCCCUGCCCCGCAGCCCUAGUCAGGACAGUAGUGCAUCUUAUGCAUCUAGCCGUUCUACAUCCUUUGAAGAAUCAAAUAGACUAGACAUGGAGAUAGCAACAUCAACAACACCAUUGAGGAGAUCAAGGGCUCCUCACAUGUUAACUGUCCCUGGGGUGCAUCAGCACAGGGAGAUGAGGCGCUCAGCCUCUGAGCAGGCACCUCAUGACCCCCAGCAGGGUAUUCUAAUGGCAGAGACCCGCAGCAAAUCCUUUGACUACAGCUGUCUGUCCCCAGAGCGCUCUGCAGUUGGCUGGAGAGAAAGGAGAAAAUGUCUCCUUAUGAGACACAGUGCUGUCAGAGAUCCAGAAGAGGAGGAGGAGGACCAAUCUAGCAAACCCAACCCUAGUCUUGACCCCGUCAGCCCCACUACAUCAUCCCGUGCAAGCCCAAGUGGUGUACACUGUAGUAGGUCCUCUUGUAGUCCUUUAUCAGGUGAUACAGUGUUAUGUAAUCCUACACAAUCAACAUGCAAAGAGCUCUUUUCUCAGUGGAAACUCAAUCAAAAUAUUCAGUUAACAGGUAGUACAGAUUUCCCACUUUCUCAUAUUCCAUCUGUUGGCCCUUUAAAAGAAGUGGCUUCGCAUGUUCACACAGGGCAGCCCCCUGGUGUCUCUCUGCAGCUCCCUCAGCCGUAUUCUGCACAGGGCCCAUCAGGGGCAGCCAGGGCUCACUACCUCCCAAUGUCCACAGGGCUGAAGUUAGAGAUCCCUUCACAACGACAUGAUGAAUAUGCUGGGGUUCGACUGAGUCCCUCUCAUAUUCAGCACUCUCUCCCUAGCAUCACUUCCAGCCCAGAGUUAGUGCGGCCCCCCACAUCUCCAGCAGUAGCAGUUCGUCUCCAGACAGACACCCUCACUCCAGCCUGUGCCAUAUACACUACAUUGUCUCAGACAACCCCACCUAGUCCUCAGGAGCCUAUAGAUGCUGGUUCACACAACACAAGUGUCUUAACAUCUGAAUACAUAAGUCAUAGUGACAUAAAUCCAGACAUUCAUCAGUGGUCUGUGGAUGGGCUAAGGUCAUCGAGCUCAGGGGGCAACAAGCGGAUGCUUUCACCUUCAAACAGUAUAGAGCUCAAUCCCGAGUCACAACAGCAACAGAAGAGAGUGAAGGAAGAAGAGGAGAGGGAGGAGAGGUGUGUUGACAAGUCACUGGUGGACACAUCAAACAAGGUGGACAAAAGGGAGAACCAGUCAUGUCUAUCCAGUGUUUCUUCACCCAUCAGACAUAUAAGACCUUCAUUCCCCAGUCUGCUGUCCAGCACCUGUAACAGCUGGUGCUAUCUGAACUACAUUAAGCCAAACCCAUCUACUCUGGAUGAGCAGAAGCCCUCUGUGUAUUCGUCCUGGUCCAUCAGUGGCUAUGACCCCAACCCUCCUGGACUCUCCAGUAAGACAGCUCUAUCCCUGCUGCACUGCAAGCAGAGGCUCAGUCCCUCCAUCUACACUAUGUCUCCCAUGUCAGUGAGCACCCCUGAGUCAAUGGAGCCAGACGACAGCAAAAGACCAUGUUCUACUGAGGUCCUCAUCUGCCAGUCAUACCGCAAAGACCAUGAGGAAACAAGGGAGGGACAUCACUCAGCAAAGGACAACAGGUCAAAUAAGGGAGAGGAGGAAGAGGAUGAAAAACAGCAAGAAGAGGUGCAGUCAUCCUGCAGAUAUAAACAACCUCCACAAGUUUGGAUCUUAGAAGGAGGAUCAAAUGUGAAGUACGGCUUUGCCCAACGUGGAGGUGGAGGGAAGUACGAAUGUGAGGACUGUGGAUUCCACUGUAAGAAUCCCAGCGCGACACAGAAACACACCCACCUGCACACAGAAUCCACACCUCCUGUCUGCAGACAAUGCAACUUUGCUUCUAAAGCCAAAGAUAACUUCAAUAAAAACAGGAGGUCUAAGGCACAUAAGGCACAUGGGGAGGAAUCCUGUUAUUCCCCAGAUGACAUUGAUGAAGGUGCCUGUGAGGACUCCUCCGCUCAUCCAGAUGAACAAAAAGCACGUAAACACUCAGAUCUGGGGGGAAGCGGGCACGCCGAUGACAGCAAUGAUAAGAACAAGAAACAUGAUGGGGGCCAAAAGUCCAAGUCCUCUCAUAGCCCUGGCACUGCUUCCUCUCACCAUGAGAAACCUGCUGAUCCAGGAGGCCAGAUCCGGGAGCCCGAACCCAGCCAGUCCCUUACCCUGACUCCCAAGGAUCCCACACAGAAGUGUGUGGCGGGCUCGGCCAGCGCAAGAAGAGCCCUCUUCGCCCGUCGACACCUCCAGCCAUCAACGUCGGCACCCUCGAGGGGCCCGUCAUCUCCAAGCAGUCAGUCCCCGAGGAGAGAGUCGUCUCCACCUCGUAGCCCUUCGCCCAGGCCUCACCAGCCCCCUCCGUCCUCACUUUCCCCAUCUGGGUGCCAUGUCUCCUUGUCCCCACUGAGACCCAUCUCCCCUGUACGAGGCCUUUCUCCUGUUACACUCCAGUCCCACGGCUCGGGGUCCUUGGGGCCCUCAAGCUCCUAUACAGCCACCUCUGCUCAGAAUCAAAUCUGUCUUCUCCCGAGAGGCCGAGCAGCCACAGCGAGGCUGUCUGUGGAUGACACUGGUCCGACCCACUUCACCCUUCAUCCCGGUCAGCCUCGAGGGGCCCUCAAGGUCCUGAGCCACCUUCCUCUCCACUCCCAGCAGCCAACCAGGGCCCCAAGCCUCAUGAUUCCCAUCGGUGGGAUUCACAUGAUUCAGCCCAGGUCCGCCCUUCCUCUGUACAGCCUGGUGAGCAGCCCCACCCCAACCCAGGCCAACCCGUCCCCUGCUGGGACAGAGCAAUCCCAGAGACCUGCUGACAUCCCAGCGGGUCGGCUUCUUCUGCUGCAGCGCCAAGAUACUCUCAAAGAGACUGGACCGUGCAGCCAGGCCAGCCCGCCGGGCCACAAAGCACCGGGGGAAACGUCUGGGAGCGGCCGGCUGACCGGUCUGCCCGGCAGGAACGGCUCACGUCGAGAAUGCUUUGGCCCCCAAGAGCCACUGGGCCCCGGGAAAGAGACGAAACCGUUGCCUUCGGACGCCAAGGCAAGCACUUUGCACCAGGAGGCUGCAGAUGCACAUGCUACACAAAGAUGUGUUUACCCCCAGACCGCCCAAGGCCAAAAGGCUCCUUCCUCCCAGACACAACUCUGAUAGGAGGGAAAUCCUUAAGGGACAGUGCAAAAGACUUCAAUCUGGGAACUAGAGGUUGUAGAUACAAAAAGUAAUGAAAAAAAUAAAUAAAAUAAAGUAAAAUACUGAAUCGCACUCUGGUUUCUAGACUGAGGACAAAAGGAAAGAGCACUUCAGCACCGCUUCUGAAUGACGCUAUUAUGUAAUUAUAUGAAUAAUAUAUAGACACUAUGUUAGAUAUGCAGUAUGUUUUGUAAAUCUUUUUUUACCCUCUUGUUUGAUGUCAUUGGUGUUAACUUAUUUAUGUGCUAUUAUGCAAUUCUGUACUAUAAGCAAAAGCAGCUGGAAUGAAAAUAGACAAAGGUUUUAUUCAGUUCACUUUUUCCCUAUUAACCCCUUUAACAGCUAUAAUAUACUAUUGCUGUGUUAAUGUACUGUAUGACCAAAAUUGAUAUAGAAAGGUACUACAAAUAUUUAUUCACCCUGACCAGUAUUUUGAAGUGCAAUUUCUGUCAAGAUUGUGGUUUGAAAUAUCAUUCUUAAAGGCUGUGAUUUAUUUGAUUUUUUAUUUUUUUAUUUCUUUUUUUUUUGUCAACUAUUUUUUUUUGUUGUUGUGUUGUUGUCCUCUUUUUGUGUUUGAGGAAGCAGGAUUUGGGAUCAUCUGCUUUUCUAAUAUCUUGAUAAAGUGAAGUUUCUGUUCAAGACAUUCAGAGUGCACUGACAAAUGAUUUCAUAUCAAGGGGGAAACCUGUUUCACAUACAUGGUAGCUACGGUACAAUUUUUUUCAGAAACAGAUACAUGUAUUUUUGUGUUGUUGCUUUUAUAAAUGAUACAAUCACUGUCAUUUUCAUGUUUGCCAUUCAACUUCUCAUUUUACAG
This is a messenger RNA of Myripristis murdjan (pinecone soldierfish), 6734 nucleotides long. It is a transcript of the gene hivep3a, whose product is annotated as HIVEP zinc finger 3a. The record is from RefSeq and is a predicted model, not a curated record. Gene Ontology annotation, biological process: regulation of transcription by RNA polymerase II. Gene Ontology annotation, molecular function: RNA polymerase II cis-regulatory region sequence-specific DNA binding; DNA-binding transcription factor activity, RNA polymerase II-specific. Gene Ontology annotation, cellular component: nucleus. The coding region runs from base 347 to 5875 and encodes 1842 amino acids. Lineage: Eukaryota; Metazoa; Chordata; Actinopteri; Holocentriformes; Holocentridae. The transcript has 6 exons.